Messenger RNA from Mangifera indica (mango), 1826 nucleotides. RefSeq names its product serine/threonine-protein kinase-like protein ACR4. Gene Ontology annotation, molecular function: ATP binding; protein kinase activity. NCBI's taxonomy places the organism in Eukaryota, Viridiplantae, Streptophyta, Magnoliopsida, Sapindales, Anacardiaceae. The record is from RefSeq and is a predicted model, not a curated record. The transcript has a single exon. Gene Ontology annotation, biological process: protein phosphorylation. The coding region runs from base 429 to 1433 and encodes 334 amino acids. Gene Ontology annotation, cellular component: plasma membrane.
AUAACUAAAAUCGAUUCCCAUUUGGCAUCUUUCCAUUUGGGUUCUUAGGUUUAUCUCCAUAGCUCAUAUCUCUGUCAUAUUAUGCAGGCCCCAUUUUGUAAAAAGUAGAAAAGGAGGCAGCCAUCGAGGGACCGCAACAGGACUAAACUGAAGAAUAGAAUUUUAACUUUCUCACCAAAUAUGUCUUAGUUUUCAAAGCUUACACUAUUACGUUAUUAGAUACUUUCUCUUUAAUUAUUCUCUUACUUUUCCUCUUUCUAUCCUUCUCAAAGUCUUCAAAAUCUUCUGUUACAUGUAUUUUUGCCUAUUCAAACACUAUUCAACUUUGUGGACUGAGACCUCUUCUUCCAUAUAUCCUUCUCUUUACAGAAAGUCAUGACAUAAUUCCCAAAUUAAUAAGCAAGUUUAUAUCAGGAAACCUCUCAAACAUGAACCUUGUUGAGAAUGUUGUUUAUGAUUGUUUCCUGGGGCUUCUUUCAAUCUCCGUCGUCAUUCUUGCUGUUGUUCUCUUUUUCAGUUGCAGAAAAAAACCUGUAGAAUCUGAAGAAUCGCUUCCCGUCAGGAUUUCUGCCUGCUCAUAUCCAUUAACAGAUAUAGAUGCCGCCACUGAUGGCUUCAACGGUCGAAGAAUAAUCGGCUACGGUCGCCUUGGAACCGUUUAUUCAGCUGUGUUAUCAACCGGAGACUUGGUUGCCGUGAAGAGAAUACAUCCCUGGCUAGUUCUAAGCAACGCCGGAUUCAAUUUCUCGUCCAUAAUCAAAACAAUCUCUCAAGCACAGCACCCUAAUAUAGUCCCGAUUUUAGGGUUUUCACAGGCGCCAGGAGAGAGAAUUAUUGUAAUGGAAUUCGUUGGUAUGGCGAGUUUAGAAUUUUCUCUGCAUAAAAAUAACGAUGGGGCUUCUCUUUUGGAUUGGAGACGGCGUUUGAUGAUUGCCGCAGGAGCAGCAAAAGGGCUUGAGUAUUUACACGAAGGUAUGGUGCCAAAUGUAAUACAUGGCUGCAUAAAGGCUUCAAACAUAUUAUUAGAUUCUAAAUUUUGUCCAAAGAUUUCUGAUUAUGGGCUCUCCUUUAUGGCUCCCCAAGAGAAGAGAGGACUUGUGGGGUAUGUAGAUGAUGAGUAUUGGGGUGAGAGAGGCGGCGGAGGUGCCAAAGAGAACGAUGUUUAUGGAUUUGGUGUGGUUUUGUUAGAGCUGUUGAGUGGGAGAAGUAGUGAAGAAGGAUUGCUUGUUAACUGGGCAUUACCUUUGAUUAAGGUAAUGAGAUUAAGUGAACUUUUAGACCCUCGACUUCCAUUUCCUUCUGAUGUUAAACCUCUGGUUAGAUUGGCUAAAGUUGCCCUAGCUUGUGUUGGUAAUUCUAGAAAGAGUAGGCCUUCAAUCGUUCCGGUGGCUGCUAUUUUGAACAACUUGGAUAAUAAUCAGCUAGUUCUUUGAUUCAUUAACCAUAGUAUCAAUUUUGAAACCCACAUGAAGAAACCGGAGAUAUAUAGAGAAGUGUACAUUUUUUGACUAGGAAAAUCUUCUUUAUGCACGGCGUUGAAUAGUAAACAGAGAUGGAAGAUGAGGAAUUUUGAGGGCCAAAUUAAUGUCGAAAUUGAAAGGUGGGACGGUGGUUGUCAUUUAGUCGGUGAAUUAGGUCUCUGUUUCCGUGUACAAGAAGAAGAAGAAGAACAAGUGGGGAACUUUUUGGUAUUGAAAAGGACCCAUUUGCUUGACAAAUUUUCUUCUUGUCAUUGCUUAAUCAUUUUGUAUAGAUCGCUAAAUGUAAAUCAUUGUUCUGUGUAAAUUUUAUGAUUACAUAUAAAAAUGUCGGAAAUUUUUGUAACA